CCUAUUUUUAGUAUGACAUAACAAUGCAGUGACCUUUUUUAACUUCCGGUGAACUUCAGCGUGAUCGAAGAUUCGCCAAGGAGAACACGAUGGAAGAAUAUGUUCGAGAUCCAUGUCCCUACAGAAUUGUGGAUGACUGCGGAGGUGCCUUUGCUUUGGGUACGAUAGGAGGUAGUGUGUUUCAUUCCAUCCAAGGAUUUAGAAAUGCGGGUAAAGGAACCAAACUGAGAGGUGCUCUAACAAAGGUUGUAAGCAAUAGCCCAAGGACGGCAGGAAGUUUUUCCAUGUGGGGUCUAAUGUUCACGACAGCAGACUGCACGUUCGCUCACAUCCGAGGAAAAGAAGACCCCUGGAACUCCAUAAUGAGUGGCUUUACAACAGGCUUCAUCCUAGCUUUACCAAAUGGUUAUUGGGCAGCCACAGGGUCUGGUGUAGUAGGAGGAAUUUUACUAGGAAUGAUUGAAGGAAUCAGUAUCAUGAUGAACCGCAUGGCUGGGGAGGAAGCCUACAGAGAGAACGAUACCAACAGAAGGAUGUUUGAAGACCCCCAUGCAGAACCCCCUCCCCCAGAAACCCCUUCACUAGGCUCUGUGUUUGGAAUGUUCGGUCCACAGACUCAGACAAAUCAAUGACACAGUACUACUAGGAUUUUACUUGUGACCUUUUACCAUUGCCAUUCAUUUUGCUACAUUUUCAUCAUGUUGUGGAGAACAAAGAAUGAACAUUACUUUUUUCUGUUGAACAGAUGAAAACCAUCAUGUCAGCAAGACAUUUAUUUUGAUAUGUACUGUGUUGAUCGGAAUUCCCAAAGUCUUAUUCAGAUCUGUGUGAUUUUGAGUGAUAUACAGGGAGCCGUGUACUCUGUGAAGACAUGUUGAGAUGUUCCCGGUAUAAAUAAAAUUUGUAGGGACAUGAA
Magallana angulata is the source of this 916-nucleotide messenger RNA. RefSeq names its product mitochondrial import inner membrane translocase subunit Tim17-A-like. Gene Ontology annotation, biological process: protein import into mitochondrial matrix. Gene Ontology annotation, molecular function: transmembrane protein transporter activity. The record is from RefSeq and is a predicted model, not a curated record. NCBI's taxonomy places the organism in Eukaryota, Metazoa, Mollusca, Bivalvia, Ostreida, Ostreidae. Gene Ontology annotation, cellular component: TIM23 mitochondrial import inner membrane translocase complex; mitochondrial inner membrane. The transcript has 7 exons. Bases 90 to 632 code for a protein of 180 amino acids.